AUGAAGAAAUGCUGUUUAUGCAACAAUACAGGUAGUUGUAGGAACUGUCGUUGUGUCAAAGUAGGGAAGCGAUGCAGCAACUGCAAUCCACUCAACCACAACCGUUGUGUAAAUUGGAAAGUGCGUGGGACUGAGAAAACAGAGCCUAGAGAAAGCUGUAAAAAUGAGCAUGUGAAACCAUUUCAUCUCAUUCCUGGAUCUGUCUCUGUGCAAACCAAAUCAACAGUGUCUACUACGUCUCAGGCAGAGAAUCCUCAUAAUUCAGCUGGUAAUAAGGCGCCUACUAUUAUGGAUUCUCCAAUUAACCGCAACUUGGACAAUCCACUCUCUUACGCUUCAGUUGCUGCCAGCUCAAGGCACGUCAAUGAUUCUGAAAUCUUGCACUUUGAUAGCUAUGAUUUGUCUCAACCAUCGUUUAUGCAUUCCACUCUACCACAGAAAAUGAAAUUAACAUCCAAUGACACUUCAAGCUUGCAUGAAACGACCAACCAUGAUCACUGCCCAACAACCUCCUCUGAUAUGUCAUCGAUGGGAGUAGAGUUGGGUCAAUUUCCAUGUUACAAUCCGGUCUCGCCUCCUAAUUUUACCUGGGGAUCACUUUCUGGUACUGAAUUCCAACUACAGGUGAAUCAUGCCUAUUCUGAAGUCGUUCACUGGAAGCAAAAUUUAUUUCGUGUUCCUUCUGGAACAGCUGGCAACAAGUUUGUUUCAGAGCUUACCAGACUAUUUCAAGCAUUUGCAGAUUCUUCCUCUCUUGAAAGCAUUGCCCUCACAGCUUCAAUGCUAAUGCCACAGCUUCUUCUUCAGCGACCAUACAAACACGCAAACAAAGAAGCAAUACAGUCUUGUUUGUCUCGACGUUUAAACGCUUGGUUUGAUGGCAACAUUUCUGAUCUUUUGAGAGAAGGAAACACCAUUCAGAAACAACUUACUAGCCAUACGCAGAGAUUCAAGCAUAUUGCAGGCCAUUCAGGUGCAGACACCGAAAAGGUAUCUGCGCUUAAGUUUGCCAAUCUAGUAAAAAACGGGAAUAUCAAAGCAGCUGAUCGUCUGAUAAACAAACAAGGAGCUUCGGGUGUCCUAUCACUCACUAAAAGUAUAUCAGACAAUGAUCCGACAACGGUUAGAGAUGUCCUAAAAGAGAAACAUCCACAGGCGUCUCCAUUACAUCAAGAGGCGUUAUUGGAUUCCGCUGACCAAAUCCCAGUCCCUCACUCUAUUCUGUUUGAUCAAUUAGAUGGCAGUCUCAUUAGAUCCAUGGCUCUGAAAUCAUCUGGGGCGGCAGGUCCUUCCGGAUUAGAUGCGAGUAACUGGAAACGUCUUUGCACCAGUUUCAAAAGUUACUCCAAUGAGUUGUGUACUGCCCUUGCAGCUGUUGCCAAACGUUUGUCAACAACGUUUGUGGAUCCAAAUGCUAUCACAGCUUUAGUAGCUUGCCGAUUGAUACCACUUGACAAAAAUCCUGGCAUUCGUCCAAUUGGAAUAUGUGAAGUGAUACGGCGAAUACUGGGAAAAGCUAUCCUCAAAAUCGUUCGAUCUAAUGUACUAGCUGUCACUGGAGCUUUGCAGCUUUGCGCGGGGCAGAGUUCAGGCUGUGAAGCAGCUGUACAUGCAAUGCAAUCCAUCUACCACGACUCUGACACAGAGGCAAUCUUGCUUGUGGACGCAACAAAUGCUUUCAAUUGUCUUAACAGACAGGUUGCCUUGAAGAACAUUUCAAUCAACUGUCCUUCUAUUUUUCCCAUCCUUGUCAACACUUACAGGAAACCUUCUUGUCUCUUUGUUGGCGGGGAAAUGCUCUGGUCUCAAGAAGGUACCACGCAAGGAGACCCCUUGGCGAUGGUAAUGUACGCCCUUGCUACCGUGCCUUUAAUUACUAAACUAAAACUUUCAGAAAAUCGACAGGUAUGGUAUGCUGAUGAUGCCGCUGCUGGAGGAAAAUUAGAAAAAGUGAGAGAUUGGUGGCACUUGCUGUGUGACAAAGGCCCCAAAUACGGUUACUUCCCAAAUGGAAAGAAAUCUUGGCUGAUCGUGAAACCUGAUGCAAUUGACAAAGCAAGGCAGCUCUUUAACAACACUUCCGUGAACAUCACUUCAGAAGGUCACAAAUACCUAGGUUCCGCUAUUGGUACAGAAACUUUCCGCAAAACUUUCCUACAGCAAAAGAUUAUUGAAUGGACAAACGAAAUCGCUGAUUUGGCUCGCAUAGCUCGCUCACAACCCCACGCCGCAUAUGCUGCAUUUACCCACGGCAUUGUGGGUCGCUGGACGUAUGCACUGAGAACCAACCGUGAUGAUGGCACACUUUUGUGUUCACUAGAAUCUGCCAUUCAAGAAAACCUUAUUCCUGCUCUUCUCAAUCGAGCACAACUCAAUCCAACUGAAAGACAACUUAUCGCUUUGCCAGCUCGAUUCGGUGGUCUAGGUAUUAUCAAUCCUGAGAAUUUAGCAUAUGAAUAUUCCCAUUCACAAACCAUCACGGCGCCUUUAGUCAAGAAGAUUCUUCAACAAGACUUUGCUCUUGAAGAUACCUCUCAUCUCCAAGAAAAACUCAAAUUAACCACGCGACAACACAAACAACAGCAACUGAUGUCAUCUGCUGCCACUGUUGAAAAUCAACUUCCUCAGCACUUAAAGCGAGCGAUUUUACUCUCAAAAGAAAAGGGAGCUUCCUCUUGGUUGACAGUCAUCCCGGUUGAAGAGCAUGGCUACUACUUGCACAAAUCGGCAUUUCGUGACUCCAUUUGCCUACGCUAUGGCUGGAAACCUGCAUACCUUCCUGACAAGUGCCCUUGUGGCGGCAGCUUCAACGUGGAUCAUGCAUUAACUUGCCCCACAGGCGGGUUUCCGUCAUUGAGACAUAACGAAAUACGUGACAUUGUUGGAGGUCUUCUUGGAAAAGUUUGUAAUGACGUUAAACUUGAACCGGUUUUGCAAUCCCUGAAUGGUGAAAGCUUUGUUGGACGAAGUACCACAACAGACAAUGAAGCUCGACUAGACAUACGAGCAAAUGGCUUUUGGGGCAAAACUUUUCAAACUACCUUUUUUGAUGUACGUAUUUUCAAUGCAAAUGCUCCAUCCUACAGGGACAUUGCUAUUAAUUCUUGUUAUAAACGCCAAGAACAAGAAAAGAAGAGAAAGUACGAGCACAGGAUACAACAAGUGGAACUUUCGUCUUUUACACCUAUUGUCUAUUCUUGCACUGGCGGUUGCAGUUCUCUUACCAAUACUUUUGUCAAGAGACUUGCUUCCUUGCUGGCAAAUAAAACAGGCACCACAUACAAUCUUACCAUCAACUGGUUACGUUGCCGAAUUGGGUUCGCUCUACUACGAUCUUCAAUCAUGUGCCUACGAGGUUCUCGAUCCAAGCCACCUUGUCAUGAACUUGGUCAAGACUUGAACAUUAGCUUGGCUACUGCUGAAAGCGGCAUGGUCAGUUAAAAGUUCUUCCAGAGUAGUACUUUCUGUUUUAAAUUAGUAUAGUAACUGCUACAUUAGUUAGAUAAUUGACAUAUGUACGUUGUACAAUUUGUUCAAAUACAACACGGUUCCAAGUAGUAGUAGUAGUAGUAGUAGUAGUACUAUGAUGUAGUAUAUUACUCAGCAAAAGCAUCCACCGGUCAUGCCCAUACUACAAAAGCCACUACAACGGCACUCAACACAACACUAUAUCAAUCCAUUCAAUUAAACAAACCCACUUAAGUCAACGUCACAAUCUACUUAGUGAGGCAAGCCUCACUGUUGAUUAAAUCCAUGUCAUGACAUUUUAGAGGCCUGUGCUUUAGUAGUAGUAGUGUAGUAGUAGUAGUGUGAGCUUGGUUUUGAAAACAGCUGUUUUUUUGCAAUGAACACCAAACAGAUUGAGAUGCCAGCCCAAUUGACCCAUGUCGUGCCAUUAGCAGAGCCUUAGCCCAGUAUCUAGGGAUUACCAUUGCAACAGAGCUUCGUGAUGCUAAAAGCCUCCACUCAAUCCUUGGAGUGUCCAUAUGAAACAGACAGGAAGAGGCACACCUUCAUCAGAAAGAUUGCCCACCUACAAAGAAUUUCCAACAUGAUGACCCAGAGAUGCCUUCGGCUAUUGGGUAAUAUCUUGCGCAGGGAUGAAAGUCGUCUACCGAUGAAGCUUUUGGUGAGUCAUCAUCCCAGGGUAGAUGUUUAGUCAGAGGCCAAAAAAUGAGAUGGAAUGAUUUAGUACUGAGGGAUUUGAGGAAUUGCAAACUUGAGAAGGAUUGGAGGAUACUAGCACAAUAUAGGAGGGAGUGGAGGAAUAAGAUCUGGGCUGCCACAAGAGAAGUAAAUUUCAAGAAGGAGCAUCAAGGGAAACUGCAAGGAUGAGCAGAAAUGUUACCACGAAGCAAGGCAAACGUGUGCUACACUGCAGUUUUGAUGGUUGUAGUUUCACUGCUGUAAACAAUGCCGGCCUUGUAAACCACCACAGGCAGAAGCAUGGUGAAUCCCUGACUAACCAAUGUCACUACUGAUGCCAAACAUGGCACCAACAAGGCCCCCCACAAAUAUGAAAAUUUCUGCCCCCGUCAGAGAACUUUCACCCCUCCAGCAUAGCCUAUGGUGACCUUGGCCUGCAUUGUUUCUCAUUGGAAUGAAUGCAGCAAAAUUCAAAAGAAAGUUUGUGUGUGAGUGUGUGUGUGUGUGUGUGUGAGAGAGAGAGAGAGGGAGAGGGAGAGGGAGAGAGGGAGAGGGAGAGAGGAGAGGCAAUUGUGUGUGGCAUCUGUAGCUCAGUUGGUUAGAGAGUUGCAUUUGGAGAAUGGAAACAUCCGGGACGUUUUGAGGUCUUAGGUUUGCGGACGAGUACAGACGUAAUUUCCUUGAGGAAGAAAUUCUCACACAAUUGCCUCUCUCGACUCAGGAUUAUAAAUGAGUACCUGGUCUUAGACUGGGGGGCAAAGGCCCUUGAAUGCAACAAAGUCUAUCAGCCACUAGUGUCCUGGUGGGACUUCGGGUGCCCACACCACAGUAUGCAUCACAGUCAGGGCUCCUGUGAGUAUCUGCCCAGGCUCCAGAAGAUUGCUUAGCAUGGCCUAUAACUGCUGCGUAGUGAACAGGAACCCAGCCAUCCGGCUGGGGCGUGACUGUCUAAGGGCAGCUCUCUAUCCGUUUUCCGUUUGCAU
Corticium candelabrum is the source of this 5129-nucleotide messenger RNA. RefSeq lists its product as uncharacterized. The record is from RefSeq and is a predicted model, not a curated record. Bases 1 to 3441 code for a protein of 1146 amino acids. The transcript has a single exon. Lineage: Eukaryota; Metazoa; Porifera; Homoscleromorpha; Homosclerophorida; Plakinidae.